Hyla sarda is the source of this 7423-nucleotide messenger RNA. RefSeq names its product dysferlin (gene DYSF). The coding region runs from base 1 to 6363 and encodes 2120 amino acids. The transcript is spliced from 58 exons. Gene Ontology annotation, biological process: vesicle fusion; macrophage activation involved in immune response; plasma membrane repair. The record is from RefSeq and is a predicted model, not a curated record. Gene Ontology annotation, molecular function: calcium-dependent phospholipid binding; calcium ion binding. Gene Ontology annotation, cellular component: cytoplasmic vesicle; membrane; T-tubule. Lineage: Eukaryota; Metazoa; Chordata; Amphibia; Anura; Hylidae.
AUGCUGAGAGUAUUCAUCCUCCAUGCAGAAAAUGUGCAGACCCCAGACACCGACAUCAGCGAUUCGUACUGCUCGGUGGUCUUCCAGGGGGUUAAGAAGAAAACCAAAGUCAUCAAGAACAACUCGAACCCCAUCUGGAAUGAGGGCUUCGAGUGGGAUCUGAAGGGCGUUCCCCUGGACACUAAUGCAGAACUGUUUGCGGCUGUCAAGGACCAUGAGACCAUGGGGAGGAACCGAUUGCUGGGACAGACAAGGGUUCCCCUGCAAGAUUUAUUUCAUUCUCCCAACCUGACAGCGACAUAUAACUCUCCACUGGUGGACGCCAAGAAGAUGAGCACGGGGGCGACACUCACCUUGCAGAUUUCCUACUUCCCACCACCGGGGGCAGCACCUCUGUAUCCUCCACCAUCAACUGUACCGGCGGUGAGGGAGCCCACACCAUCUCUCAGUGAAAUGGAUACUGUUAGUCAGCUACAGUUUGAUACAACCAUGGAGGAGGACACAGAAGACCAGGCCGGCACCGCAGAUGAGGGGGAUACCACAUCCCUUAUGCCUGGACCAGAGCAGCCCGGCCUACCCAGAAAACCCAUGGCGGUGGUCCCUGUGCAGGGGGUGAGGAGAAGGAAGAGCACUCCAAAAAAACUGCUAUCUAAUAAACCUCAAGACUUCCAGGUUCGGGUUCGGGUAAUUGAGGGGAGGCAGCUACUCGGGGUCAACAUCAAACCUGUUGUGAAGGUGACGGUCGCUGGUCAGACCAAAAGAACGCGGAUACGGAAGGGGAACAGUCCAUACUUUGAUGAGACACUUUUCUUCAACUUUUUUGAGUCCCCGGCCGAGCUCUUCGAUGAACCGAUGUUCCUGACAGUCGUAGACUCCCGAUCCCAUAGAACCAGUUCUGUUAUUGGAGAAUUCCGGAUGGAUGUUGGGAUGAUUUAUGGAGAACCAAAACACGCCUUCUUGAGAAAGUGGCUGCUUCUCUCCGACUCUGAGGAUUUCACAGCUGGGGCAAAAGGCUAUUUAAAGGUCAGCAUGUUUGCCAUGGGCCCCGGUGAUGAAUGCCCGAUGGAAAAGAAGGAAUCUAUGGAGGAUAAAGAAGAUAUAGAAGGGAACCUGCUGCGUCCUGCCGGAGUGGCGCUCCGUGGGGCUCACCUGACGCUCAGAGUCUACCGCGCAGAAGAUCUGCCACAGAUGGACGACGCGAUUUUAGACAACGUCAAGCAGAUCUUCGGGAUGGACAGUAACAAGAAAAACCUAGUGGAUCCUUUCGUAGAAGUCAGUUUUGCAGGGAAGACAACCUGCAGUAAGAUUUUGGAAAAGAAUGCCAACCCUCAGUGGAACCAAAGCAUCACGUUACCCAUCAGGUUUCCAUCUAUGUGUGAGAAAAUGAGGAUCCGGCUCACAGACUGGGAUCGGCUCACUCAUAAUGACAUCAUUGGCACCACUUACCUGAGCAUGUCCAAGAUCUCCGCUCCUGGGGGGGAGCUAGAAGAUGAGACCACGGGAAAGCUGCCCACCGUUCUUAACUUUGACGACAGUCUGGGAUUCCUUCCAACCUUCGGACCCUGUUACGUGAACCUUUAUGGAAGCCCAAGAGAGUUUACCGGAUUCCCAGAUCCCUAUGAGGAGCUCAAUAUGGGGAAGGGAGAAGGAGUAGCCUAUCGGGGACGCGUCCUACUGGAACUGUCCACUAAGCUGGUGGAACAUACCGAGCAGAAGGUGGAGGACAUUUCCCCCGAUGACAUCUUACGAGUCGAGAAAUAUCUGCGCAGAAGGAAGUACUGCCUCUUCGCUGCCUUCUAUUCGGCGACCAUGCUCCAGGACGUGGAUGACGCCAUUCAGUUUGAAGUCAGCAUCGGGAACUACGGCAAUAAGUUUGACACCACCUGCUUACCCCUGGCCUCUACUACUCAGUACAGCAGAGCUGUAUUCGAUGGCUGUCAGUAUUACUACCUCCCAUGGGGCAAUGUAAAACCUGUGGUUGUUCUGUCUUCUCAUUGGGAAGAUAUCUGGUAUAGGACUGAUGCACAGAACAUUCUCCAUCAUGCAGUAGACAAUCUGGAAGCUAACAUGGAAAAGGUCCACCUCGCGGUUAAAGCCAAGUGUUCUCCAUAUGACCUGGACUUGUUGGUCAGUCGUCUGGUUGAUGCCAUCAUCAGUGACUGCAGCUAUCCUUUACCGGAUGUCCCAUCAAUACCUGGAACUACCCACCUGGACCUUUAUAUCUAUGUCCUCCGACGGUCUAACUUGAGCCAGAUCGUCCAGUCGGCGUUGAAGAUAAAGCACGAGGAAUGUGAGCUCAUGGUCGUGCUGGAGCAGGCGGAGGACUGGUUACUGAGACUAAAGUCUCUAGCUGAGGAGCCGCAGAACAGCUUGCCAGAUAUAGUGAUUUGGAUGUUACAAGGAGACAAGCGUGUGGCUUAUUACAGAAUACCAGCCCAUCAAGUCCUUUUCUCCAGGAACGGGGCCAAGUGUUGCGGCAAGCACUGCGGAAAACUUCAGACGAUAUUUCUUAAAUUUCCACAAGAAGGGAAUAAGGGAGCCAAGAUGCCCGGACAAGUGCGGGUGCAGCUGUGGUUCGGGCUGUCUGUGGACCAGAAGGAAUUCAAUCAGUUUGCACAGGGGAAGCUUUCUGUGUUCGCAGAAUCGUAUGAGAACCAAACCAAGCUGGCAUUAGUAGGAAACUGGGGGACCACUGGGCUGACAUAUCCCAAAUACACAGACGUGACGGGGAAGAUCAAGCUUCCGAAGGAUAGUUUCAAGCCCUCCAGUGGUUGGAUGUGGGCCGGAGACUGGUUCAUCAGCCCCGAGAAGACAUUGCUGUAUGACACAGACGCCGGUCACAUGAGCUUCGUGGAAGAAGUCUUUGAAAACCAGGCCAGACUUCCCGGUGGACAAUGGAUUCAUAUGACUGAAGCCUACACAGAUGUGAAUGGAGAAAAGGUUCUCCCUAAAGAUGAGAUCGAAUGUCCUCCUGGGUGGAACUGGGAAGAUGAGGAAUGGACAACGGAUAUUAACCGAGCCGUGGAUGAGCAGGGCUGGGAGUACGGCAUCACCAUCCCCCCGGACCGCAGACCCAAAUCCUGGGUUCCUACAGAAAAGAUGUAUAACACCAACCGGAGGAAGCGCUGGGUCAGACUGCGCCGGAGGGACCCCAAGCAAAUCGAGAUUUUGAAAAAGCACAAGCCGGACGAGUCAGAGAGCGAGGGCUGGGAAUAUGCCUCUCUCUUUGGAUGGCGUUUUCAUCUACAAUAUCGAAAGACAGACAGCUUCCGCCGGCGAAGAUGGAGGAGACGGAUGGAGCCCCUGGAACAGACGGGAGCCGUGGCUGUUUUUGCCUUAGAGGGGUCUCUGGGUGGAGUCACAGAUGACAAAAGUGAUGAUGGAAGAACUACAAGUACUCUGAGCCUAGGAGUGAACCGCCCCACAAUAUCCUGCAUUUUUGAUUAUGGGAACCGAUACCAUCUACGCUGCUAUCUCUACCAAGCCCGGAACCUGAUUCCUAUGGACAAAGACAGUUUUUCAGACCCAUAUGCCAUUGUAUCCUUCCUGCAUCAAAGCCAGAAGACUGUGGUUGGAAAAAGCACUUUAAAUCCAACCUGGGACCAGACCCUGAUCUUCCAUGAAAUCGAAAUUUUUGGGGACCCUGCCUUUGUGGCUGAAGCUCCACCCAAUAUUGUGGUGGAAAUUUAUGAUCAUGACACCUACGGAGCUGAUGAAUUCAUGGGACGUUGUAUCUGUAAACCAAGUCUGCAACGUUCUCCAAGGCUGUCCUGGUAUCCAGUCAUGAUGGGAGAGAAGUCCACGGGAGAAUUGCUCGCUGCCUUUGAGCUCAUCCAAAGAGAAAAGCCCGCUCUGCAUCACAUCCCAGGACUUGAGGGAGACAUCUCUGGUGUUCUUGGGGAGCUACUUGUUCCUCGGUUCUUCACGGAGAAGCUUCUAGACUGGACAGCAGAAAAAGAUGCAGAUCUGCCGUAUCCUCCUCCUCAGAAAAGCGCCAACGUCUACAUGAUUCCCCAAGGUAUAAAACCUGUUCUGCAGAGGACCGCCAUAGAGGUUCUGGCAUGGGGUCUGAGGAACCUUAAGAGCUACCAGCUGGCCAGCGUGACAUCCCCCAGCCUCAUUGUGGAGUGUGGCGAUGAAAUGAUCCAGUCUUGUGUUAUUAAAAACGUCAAAAAGAAUCCCACCUUUGAUGUGUGCGUCCUCUUCAUGGAAGUGAGACUGCCCAGAGAAGACCUGUACUGUCCGCCCAUUAUUGUGAAGGUGAUCGACAAUCGGCAAUUUGGACGGAAGCCUAUAGUGGGACAAUGUACCAUUAACUCGCUGGAGGAGUUUCACUGUGACCCCAGUGUGGAGGAGGGAGAUAUAGAAGAAGGAAUGGCAGAUGAUGUGAGUAUUACCCCUCGGGAUGAAAUCCUCAUCGAUAUUGAUGACAAAGAACCAUUGAUCCCGACUCAGCUCUCAGACGGUGUGAGCGGCUCCGCCAUUAUUAACAUGUCGUCUUCUCACUCCAGCCUCCAUAAGAUCCUCUGGGAAGAAGAAUUCAUUGACUGGUGGAGUAAAUUCUAUGCAUCCAUUGGGGAAAAGGACAAGUGUGGGACCUACUUGGAAAAAGGCUUUGACACCCUUCAGGUGCUGGACACUGAGUUGGAGAACAUAGACGACUAUGAGGGGCUCUCGGACUUCUGUCGUACAUUCAAGCUGUAUAGAGGCAGAACACAAGAUGAGGCUGAAGACCCUUCAGUAGUCGGAGAAUUUAAGGGCUCCUUUAAAAUAUAUUCUCUUCCUGAUGAUCCAUCAGUUCCCGUCCCUCCUCGACAAUUCCGUCAGCUCCCAGCAAAAGGGCUUCAGGAAUGUGUGGUCAGGGUCUAUAUUGUCCGAGCAUUUGGUCUGCAACCCAAGGACGCCAAUGGCAAGUGUGACCCCUACGUGAAGAUAUCUAUUGGCAAAAAGUCCAUCAGCGACCAGGAGAAUUAUAUCCCUUGCACUUUAGAGCCAGUUUUUGGAAAGAUGUUUGAGCUGACCUGCACUUUGCCCUUGGAGAAAGACCUGAAGAUCACCCUCUACGACUAUGACAUGAUGUCGAAGGAUGAGAAGAUUGGGGAGACUGUGAUAGAUCUAGAGAAUCGUUUUCUUUCCAAAUAUGGGGCUCGAUGCGGCAUACCACAAACAUAUUGCAUCUCUGGACCUAACCAGUGGAGGGAUCAACUCCGGCCUUCCCAGCUACUUCAUCAUUUUGCCAAACAACGCAACCACAAACCUCCAGUCUACAAGAACAACAAGAUUUCCUUCCACAAUCAUGAGUACAGCCUUCUGGACCUUGAGGACAGUAAAUACUCGAAUCCACAUCUGGGACCCCCUGAAGAACGUCUCGCCCUACAUGUCCUGCGGAAGCAGGCCCUUGUGUAUGAACAUGUCGAGACAAGAAGCCUAUACAGCCCCCUUCAGCCUGAUAUAGAACAGGGAAAACUACAGAUGUGGGUGGACAUAUUUCCCAAGUCAUUUGGACCACCGGGUCCGCCAUUUAAUAUAACACCAAGAAAGGCAAAAAGGUUCUACUUACGUUGCAUUAUUUGGAACACAAAAGACGUUAUCCUGGAUGAUGUAAGCGUCACUGGAGAGAAGAUGAGUGAUAUAUAUGUGAAGAGCUGGCUGAUAGGCCAUGAGGAAAAUAAACAGAAAACAGAUGUGCACUACAGGUCUAUGGGAGGUGAAGGGAAUUUUAACUGGCGGUUCGUGUUCCCUUUUGAUUAUCUUCCUGCGGAGCAGGUCUGCUCAGUGUCUAAGAAGGAACAUUUCUGGAGCGCGGACAAGACUGAGGAUAAAAUCCCCCCUAACCUCAUCCUACAGAUAUGGGACAAUGACAAAUUCUCCUUUGAUGACUAUUUAGGUUCUGUACAGCUGGAUCUGAACCGGAUGCCAAAACCUGCAAAAACAGCCGAAAAAUGUAGCCUGGACCUGCUGGACGAGUCCAUUUAUGAUGGCAAGCUUGUGUCUCUGUUCGAGCAGAAGACAGUGAAGGGCUGGUGGCCCUGUGCGGGUGUGCAGGGUGACGAGAAGAUUCUCGCUGGGAAGAUAGAAAUGACCUUAGAGAUCAUCAGCGAGCAAGACAAUGAAGAACGGCCAGCUGGCCAUGGCCGAGAUGAACCAAAUAUGAACCCCAGGCUAGAGGACCCCAAGCGCCCAGAGACGUCAUUCUUUUGGUUUACAUCUCCAUACAAGACCCUGAAGUAUAUUCUGUGGAGACGAUACAGAUGUCUCAUCCUUGUCUUCCUUAUUGCCUUCAUCCUGCUGCUGUUCCUCGGAAUCUUCCUCUACUCGUUCCCGAACUAUGCUGCUAUGAAACUGGUGAAGCCAUACAGUUAACCUACUGGAAGACGAGCACGUGCUGAACACUACUGUGUACAAUCUGAAAUCUGAUACCUGGACAUCAUAUGCGCCUGCUGUGCGGAAUGUAUUAUAGACACAACCCCACCCUACUGUGCUAUCAGUAUUUAUAUGUAAGGUCCAUCUAGAUCACACACUAUUGUUAUACGGGUCAACCACCUUAGCAGUCUAUAUAGGUGGGGCUGGGAUGAAUGCAGUGUACACGGGCAUACACAUCAUCCUCAACUCCAUGAAACUCAUAGUUUAGAGUGAAUUUUAUUGAAUUUAUUGAAAUGGCAAAACUAGACAUAGCUAUGCAUGGGGAAGUGCAGAUGGAAGCUUCUGGGCCUUGUUGGAAAGCUUGAACUAUGGACCAUCAUCUAUCUAGCAUGGUUUAUCAUUGGGUCUUCUCCAACCCUCAGCGCUAUGCAACUACUCCGCCAUGGAUCUAUGGUUAAGAUCCUGUAAAAAAUGUGUAUCUUCAAGUUGAGGUCAUCUCCGACCUUGACCUUCUUAAAAAUAGGUGUGAAACAAUAUUUGUAGCUGCAACCAGGAAGGUGGGAAAAUGGCAGAGCCCACGGUGGAACCUUAGUUGUUGUAGCUUUGCGGGCUCCAGAUCUCCACCAAGGUUCCCACCAUGGGAUACUAGAAGAAUGAUCUUAACCACGUAUGGAUCUUGCAGUAAAUGAGAGGGAUCCAAAGGCCGAUGUAGACCAUUGAGGAUUAUGACUGAUAGGAAUAUGAAAAGUCACCUGACUUUAAGGGGUACUCUGCCACUAGACAUCUUAUCCCCUAUCCAAAGGAUAGGGGAUAAGAUGUCUGAUCUUCGGGGUCCCGCGGCUGGGAAUCCCCGCGAUCUCCCUGCUGCACCCGGUGUUCAUUUAGAGCAUCGGGUGUAGGCCCUGAGGCUCGUGACUUCACGGUCAUGCCCACACUCCCAUAGACUUGCAUUGAGGGGGCGCGGCGGUGAUGUCACGAUCGGUGUGUGACCGUGAUGUUUUGAGCCUCCACCCAGCUGAGAUCACGAGGGACCCCAGCAGCAGGACCCCCCCCCCCCCCC